This is a messenger RNA of Drosophila busckii, 1537 nucleotides long. Its product is annotated as sialin-like. Bases 175 to 1500 code for a protein of 441 amino acids. Gene Ontology annotation, biological process: transmembrane transport; monoatomic anion transport. The record is from RefSeq and is a predicted model, not a curated record. The transcript is spliced from 4 exons. NCBI's taxonomy places the organism in Eukaryota, Metazoa, Arthropoda, Insecta, Diptera, Drosophilidae. Gene Ontology annotation, molecular function: transmembrane transporter activity.
UAAACUUUUGUACAAAUUUAUAAAUUAAACAAAUUUUUUUUAAGUGAUCAUAACAAAAAACCAUGGCUGAGAAGCCCAAAGAAGAACCCAAACCAGCCAAGGGCAACAUAUGCUGCAUUUAAAAUAGAUGGCGUACCUGCACGAUAUGUAGUCACUGCCUUGGGUUUCAUUGCAAUGAAUAUAAUCUAUGGGUUGAAAGUAAAUUAUAGUAUAUGCCUUAUAGCAAUGGUAAAUCACUCAGCCGUAUUGGGAAGCGAUAACGACACCGAAAAAGAAUGUAAGCUUGAGCAAAGGAAUGUAGACAAUGGUCCACAAACGCAGAAUGGUCCCUAUAACUGGAGUGAGCCAUUACAAGGAACCCUCUUAAGCUGUUAUUAUUGGGGCUUUAUUUGCUCACAAAUUCCAGGAGCACGUUUAGCUGAAUCGUUGUCCGCCAAGUGGGUAUUAUUUGCCGCCGUCCUUGUCAACAUUGCUGCCGCGGCGCUAACGCCCCUUUUGGCACAGUGGCUUUUCCUUGGGCUGAUUUUUACGCGUUUCCUAUCGGGCUUAUUUGGUGGUGCCGCCGUACCAGCUAUGUACGUUCUAAUCUUAGCUUGGGCCCCGCUGGAGGAGCGCUAUUUCCUGUCUACAAUUUGCUUCUUAGGCACCACAGUGGGCACAGUUUGGUCUAUUAUGAUAUCUGGUGCUAUAGCCGAAAACUGUGGCUGGAUUUGGGUGUUUUAUGGCAUGGCUGCAGCAAGCUGCCUUUGGUUAAUAUUAUGGAUCAUACUGAUACAAGAUAGUCCCAAUAAGCAAACUUUUAUAAGCCCAGAGGAGCGCGAACUUAUCAACAAAUCGCUUGCCGGUGAACCGAAGGAACUGCCUACACUUAAAGCGCCUUGGUCAAAAAUAUUGCGAUCAAAAGCCUUUUGGGCUAUACUUAUAGCGCACACGUGCAGUAAUUGGGGCUGGUAUAUGUUUCUAUUAGAGACUCCCUUCUAUUAUAAGCAAAUCUUCAAGUUUCCUUUAGAUGACAAUGGCGUCUUUAGUGCUCUACCCUUUUUACCUAUGAUAGGUUUUGGCGCUCUAAUUGGUUUCAUGAUGGACAGAUUAAUGCUCGCAGACAAAUUAACCCCAACUACUGCACGUAAAAUAGCCACGUCCAUUGCUUCGCUUGUACCGGCUCUAUGUCUAGUUGGACUUUUGUUUAUUGGGUGUCACAGUUAUGUAGCAGUUAUCAUCGUGUUUUUAGCCGUUAUGUGCAUGGGUGCCAUGUUUUCGGGAUUUGUUUCAAAUCAAAUUGAUAUAUCGCCAAAUUAUGCUGUCACUUUGGUGGCGCUAACGAACACAGUGGCCACAUUGCCUGCUAUUAUUGUUCCGAUACUAGCUGGCUUUCUUACUAACCACAAUGAAACCACAGACGCCUGGCGCAUUAUAUUUGGCACCGCUAUAAUUAUGUUUUUAAUAGAAUUUAUCAUUUAUGUAAGCAUGGGAUCAGCGGAAGUGGAACCUUGGAAUUAAUUGACUAAUUGUAUAAGCUUAAAUGUAAAUAUCAAUA